GUGACCUCGGGGGUUGCGCUCCGGGCGCCCUUGGAAGUCCUCACGCUGAGGGGGUCAUGGCCGGUCCUGCUCGAGGCGGCGGGGCCCGGUCUCUCGAUCUGCUCCGGGUGUUGCCUCGAGUGUCCCUGGCCAACUUGAAGCCCAAUCCCGGCUCCAGGAAACCGGAAAGACGUCCAAGAGGUCGAAGAAGAGGUAGGAAAUGUGGCAGAGGCCAUAAAGGAGAAAGGCAGAGAGGAACUCGACCCAGGCUGGGCUUUGAGGGAGGCCAGACACCAUUUUACAUUCGAAUCCCAAAAUACGGAUUUAAUGAAGGACAUAGCUUCAGACGCCAGUAUCAUCCUUUGAGUCUAAAGAGACUGCAGUAUCUUAUUGAUUUGGGUCGAGUUGACCCAACGCAACCUAUUGAUCUAACCCAGCUUGUUAAUGGAAGAGGUGUGACCAUCCAGCCCUAUAAGAGGGAUUAUGGGGUGCAGCUGGUUGAGGAGGGUGCGGACACAUUUCAGGCAAAAGUUAACAUUGAAGUACAGUUGGCUUCAGAACUGGCCAUCGCUGCAAUUGAAAAAAAUGGUGGUGUUGUUACUACAGCUUUCUAUGAUCCAAUAAGUCUGGGAAUUCUGUGCAAGCCUAUUCCAUUCUUUCUGCGUGGACAACCCAUUCCGAAACGAAUGCUUCCACCUGAAGAUCUGGUACUAUAUUACACAGAUGCCAAGAACCGGGGUUACCUGGCAGACCCUGCCAAAUUUCCUGAAGCAAGACUUGAACUUGCCAAGAAAUAUGGUUAUGUUCUCCCUGAUAUCACUAAAGAUGAACUCUUCAAAAUGCUCAGUACGCGGAAGGAUCCAAGGCAGAUUUUCUUUGGUCUUGCUCCGGGAUGGGUAGUGAAUAUGGCAGAUAAGAAAAUUCUUAAACCUACAGAUGAGAAUCUCCUUAAGUAUUACAGCUCAUGAAUUCCCUCCAGGAAGGCAGUUAUUGAAGAGUACCAGGAAAAGGACUGAACAUCGGGUUUCUUACUGUGUUCUCCAAAUGUGUCAUCCUCCAGAUAGUGGUGUAUACUAUUACUGUAAUCAUGGCUUUUUCAUUUUCUCCUAAAAUUAAAAUAAUUUUAAAGUGCAGAAGCAAGGACUGCACAUAGGAACCAAAUAUGUGGGUUGUGUAUCAAAGAUUGAAAUUCUGGUUGUCUAUUGCAGAAUGAUUACAACUAUUUUAGAAUAUUUCUGGUCCAUUUUGUCAUGAUUUUUUUUUCCUCCAAGAUUUGUCUUGUUAUUGCUGUGAAGCAGAAAGAACAACACUGGCGAGUUAGAUUGACUAACAGGCUGCUCAACCAAAGGUAGAGCAGCUGCUGGUAAGCUGUUGUUCUUUAAUCAGCAGCCUAAGGAAGCUCAGCUACCCAGAACCCUCUCCUGGGAGGU
This is a messenger RNA of Dipodomys ordii (Ord's kangaroo rat), 1409 nucleotides long. RefSeq names its product mitochondrial ribosomal protein L15 (gene Mrpl15). Gene Ontology annotation, cellular component: mitochondrial large ribosomal subunit. Gene Ontology annotation, molecular function: structural constituent of ribosome. Gene Ontology annotation, biological process: translation. The record is from RefSeq and is a predicted model, not a curated record. The coding region runs from base 57 to 947 and encodes 296 amino acids. The transcript is spliced from 5 exons. NCBI's taxonomy places the organism in Eukaryota, Metazoa, Chordata, Mammalia, Rodentia, Heteromyidae.